Messenger RNA from Notothenia coriiceps (black rockcod), 1458 nucleotides. Its product is annotated as claudin-15-like. Gene Ontology annotation, cellular component: bicellular tight junction; membrane. Lineage: Eukaryota; Metazoa; Chordata; Actinopteri; Perciformes; Nototheniidae. The record is from RefSeq and is a predicted model, not a curated record. Gene Ontology annotation, molecular function: structural molecule activity. Bases 120 to 794 code for a protein of 224 amino acids. The transcript has 5 exons.
GACUUUGGGGUCGACAAAUCCACACGUUUGCGGAGGAAGAUAUCUGGAAGUCAACGUUUGUAUUCUUUUCUCCUAUUUGGGAUAACUCUACAUUGGUCGGAUAAAGGAAACUAGCGAGUAUGAAUUCCACAGUUGAAGCUUUGGCCUUCCUCCUGGGGUUUCUGGCCUGGCUGAUGGUUGGGAUCGCAAUUCCAAACCGAUACUGGAAGGUUUCUUCAGUGGAUGGUAAUGUUAUCACUACAUCAACCAUCUAUGAAAACCUAUGGAUGUCCUGUGCAACUGACUCUACGGGAGUUCACAACUGCAGGGAUUUUCCAUCUUUGCUCGCACUAAAUGGGUACAUCCAGGCCUCCCGGGCGCUCAUGAUCACUGCCAUCGUGUUCGGGACAUUUGGCCUCGUGGCCACUCUCGUAGGAAUGAAGUGCUCAAGGAUAGGAGGAGAAAACUACGUCCUGAAGGGGAGGAUCGCAGCCAUUGGAGGAGUCUUCUUUUUAUUACAGGGGAUUUGCACCAUGAUUGCCAUUUCUUGGUACGCAGCCAACAUCACGCAGCAGUUCUUUGAUCAGUUUUAUCCAGGGACAAAGUAUGAGAUUGGAGAGGGCCUGUAUAUCGGCUGGUCUUCAGGCACACUUGCCAUUUGUGGAGGAGCAUGCCUGUUGUGUGCUUGCAAAGUCAACGAUCCCAACGAGAAAAUACAAUAUCCAUACCAACCAUCCUCCAGAGGACACGUGCUGUCGGCUGGGGCGGUGACUCAGUCUGCCCCCAGCAACUAUGGAAGAAAUGCUUAUGUCUAAGAGUUGACUUGACCAAUUCACCAGACCAUGACAGUGGAAAACACUUUUGAUAAGACUGUAAAAGGUUAGUUGAAAGCAAUAAUAUGAAGUUUAAAUGAAAAAAUAUUAGAUGCAACUUAAUAUUAUUCCUUUCAACUAACCUAAUACAGUUGUGUGAAAUGCGUUGAUGUAAUUCAAGUCAACAUUUAAGUCUUGUCAGUGAUCAUAAUCAAUGUUUAGGAGUUGAAGAUGUUUUAUUGAUUUGAUUUUUUUUUAUGCAAACCUUUUAAAGCUACAUUUUGCUUUACCUGAAUUGUACUAUCCAGCUUUGUUAUAAUGAUUGCAUGGAUCAAUUGGUCAUAUGCUGAUAAAUAUACCAUGACGAAUCUGAUUGUCUGACAUUAAGACAUGUAUACUAUGUCAUUUUACUCAGGUUUACAGAUUCUAUUGUUUUCAAUUUCUUUUUUAUCACUUUUUAGUAGGACUAUGGAUAAAUUCAAGUUAGAUAUAUGUAAUCAAUGGACCACCUUUAACUGUUUUACAAUUGUGUAGUCAGUUAGUGUAUAAAGAAUGAUCCUUUGUAAUGUAUCCUCAAAUCUGUGUCAGGUUUUCUGGUCAAUCAUUUGUCUCUAAAAACACAGAGCUCAAAAAGCUCUCCUCUCAGGUCAACUCUGGUGGGUGUUUC